UGGUUGUUGUUGGACAGCACACUUUCACAACUACAUGAAGACGAUGAUGCGUCUAAAAUCACUUGCUUUCUCUUCUGUUUUGUGGCUGUUUUGUGCCAUCUCGGGGCAAGCACAACAGGCGGAAGAAACAGUUUACUGUCCAUACCCCGGCACCAUCAGAAAUGGAAUAAUCCUCCUGGUAGGCGUCAUUGGAAAAUACGAAUACCGUCCCUACGUCAGACGCAUCGGUCAAGGACAAGCGAUCGAGUACCAAUGUACGACUGGGUAUCGCCUUAGGGGGCCUACUAAUGCUACAUGUUUAGAUGGUAGGUGGAGCCAAGAUAUCAAGCCGGAAUGCGAAUCGGUUUACUGUCCAUACCCCGGCACCAUCAGAAAUGGAAAAAUCCUCCUGGUAGGCGUCGUUGGAAAAUACGAAUACCGUCCCUACGUCAGACGCAUCGGUCAAGGACAAGCGAUCGAGUACCAAUGUACGACUGGGUAUCGCCUUAGGGGGCCUACUAAUGCUACAUGUUUAGAUGGUAGGUGGAGCCAAGAUAUCAAGCCGGAAUGCGAAUCGGUUUACUGUCCAUACCCCGGCACCAUCAGAAAUGGAAAAAUCCUCCUGGUAGGCGUCAUUGGAAAAUACGAAUACCGUCCCUACGUCAGACACAUCGGUCAAGGACAAGCGAUCGAGUUCCAAUGUACGGCUGGGUAUCGCCUUAGGGGGCCUACUAAUGCUACAUGUUUAGAUGGUAGGUGGAGCCAAGAUAUCAAGCCGGAAUGCGAAUCGGUUUACUGUCCAUACCCCGGCACCAUCAGAAAUGGAAAAAUCCUCCUGGUAGGCGUCAUUGGAAAAUACGAAUACCGUCCCUACGUCAUACGCAUCGGUCAAGGACAAGCGAUCGAGUACCAAUGUACGGCUGGGUAUCGCCUUAGGGGGCCUACUAAUGCUACGUGUUUAGAUGGUAGGUGGAGUCCAGAUAUCAUGCCGGAAUGCGAAUCGGUUUACUGUCCAUACCCCGGCACCAUCGGAAAUGGAAAAAUCCUCCUGGUAGGCGUCAUUGGAAAAUACGAAUACCGUCCCUACGUCAGACGCAUCGGUCAAGGACAAGCGAUCGAGUACCAAUGUACGACUGGGUAUCGCCUUAGGGGGCCUACUAAUGCUACAUGUUUAGAUGGUAGGUGGAGCCAAGAUAUCAAGCCGGAAUGCGAAUCGGUUUACUGUCCAUACCCCGGCACCAUCAGAAAUGGAAAAAUCCUCCUGGUAGGCGUCAUUGGAAAAUACGAAUACCGUCCCUACGUCAUACGCAUCGGUCAAGGACAAGCGAUCGAGUACCAAUGUACGACUGGGUAUCGCCUUAGGGGGCCUACUAAUGCUACAUGUUUAGAUGGUAGGUGGAGUCCAGAUAUCAAGCCGGAAUGCGAAUCGGUUUACUGUCCAUACCCCGGCACCAUCAGAAAUGGAAUAAUCCUCCUGGUGGGCGUCAUUGGAAAAUACGAAUACCGUCCCUACAUCAGACACAUCGGUCAAGGACAAGCGAUCGAGUUCCAAUGUACGGCUGGGUAUCGUAAAGACGGGCCCCUUAACGCCACGUGCUUAAAUGGAGUUUGGAGACCGGACAUCAAGCCACAAUGUGUCGAGGAUGCAGAAUCUGAUGUUCUGAAUUAGACUCGAAUGUCAAAUGUUGCGACUGUCAUGUUCCUUUUCAGGCCUUCAUGUCAGGCUCUAAAUCCUUUUUUCUGCAUUUAACCGGAGUACGUUCAUAGCGCAGGGAACCCACUACGCCCCCGAACAGGCAAGAACUUCCGCAAUGGAUGAGGCGGGACAAAGUGGGAAAAUGUUGAUAAGGAACGUAUGUCACGAAAAAGAGCGGAAGCUGUGCUAUGAUGAUCGUUCUUCCUGUGAGUACAUUCGCACAGUACAUGACAGUCCACGGUGAGGCGGAAAUGUGGCAAUGUACGCUAUUGUGCAAUGCAUUGGCUUAGAGUUUUGUGUUCCAGUAUGAUUUUAAUACUUUUUUAGCUUCACAUCUAUGUAUCCGGGAUCGAUGAUUUUGCCGCAUAUCUCUUAUGAAAUUUUUAGGUUGUGUGCCAAAUCUAUAGAGUUGUUUCCGACACAAAAAAUACUCUUAUACUAUUGCAUGUAGGUUUUAAAAGUUUGUGAGUUAUAUUGCAUAAUAUUGUUCCCAGACUAAAUUUUGAAAGAUUUCAGUGAGAAAGAUUGUUCAUUGUGUAAUUUAUGGAAGUGUACUUUUGUGUCGGACGAAAUUCGCUAUGAGACAUAACCCCGGUAGUGUUUGUUCUCCCAAAUAUUCCUAAACGCCGUCUUAGCUAUAACUGAUAUAUAAAAUCCCUUGAUAUGGUAUUCCAGAUAAGGACUGUUUACAAUAGGCCUACAAAAUAAUCUUUUUUUAAAUAAUGCCUUGUGCAAAUGAUAUUGUCCAAUUGGCCAUCACGAGAUGACAAGAUAAUAUAGAAUUAUGCAAUUCACACAAAUGACCUUUGAUUAACCUUUAUAAACGCAAAAUAAUCAGUAAAGCAGCCUUAACAUUGGACUUAGACGGUUGUGACUAUCGAGUUCACCUCCGCAUAUCAUAAAGACAGAAUCG
This is a messenger RNA of Lineus longissimus, 2588 nucleotides long. Its product is annotated as protein lev-9-like. The transcript has 2 exons. The record is from RefSeq and is a predicted model, not a curated record. NCBI's taxonomy places the organism in Eukaryota, Metazoa, Nemertea, Pilidiophora, Heteronemertea, Lineidae. The coding region runs from base 35 to 1648 and encodes 537 amino acids.